This is a messenger RNA of Acanthochromis polyacanthus (spiny chromis), 1789 nucleotides long. RefSeq names its product Yip1 domain family, member 1 (gene yipf1). The coding region runs from base 203 to 1078 and encodes 291 amino acids. The record is from RefSeq and is a predicted model, not a curated record. Gene Ontology annotation, molecular function: small GTPase binding. Gene Ontology annotation, biological process: vesicle-mediated transport. Gene Ontology annotation, cellular component: Golgi apparatus; membrane. The transcript has 10 exons. Lineage: Eukaryota; Metazoa; Chordata; Actinopteri; Pomacentridae.
UGUUAAAAAAAAUCAAACCCUUAUUUUGAAAAUGUUUUCGUCUUGUUUACAUGGCUAGCAUGUCCUGCUGCAGACAGUAACGUAGCUGGCAGGAGUGAAGUGUCUGGGAAGAUAAUUUGCUUUCCUAAGUUAAGUUGCCUUUGUGCAAUAUUAACCUGCCAAUCAAUUCUUGAAAGACAGACUAAAGAAGGAAUCCGUGUGGAUGGCUGCGACAAAUGAUCCAUUUCAGUUUCAGGAAUUUGAGGAAGCUGGCAAUCUGUUGGAAGUCAACAGAGAUGCAACUACCAUUAGCAUUGAAGAUGACGGUCCUGAGCCCCAGAAGCAAAGAAAUGCUGCAGGUUACUCUCCAGAUGCUGAUAACGACGACCCACUUGGCACUGAUGACACGGCAGAGCUUCUCUCUGGGCAGAAGAAAAAUGCCCCAUUCUGGACGUUUGAGUACUACCAAAAGUUUUUUGACAUCGAGACCCAUCAUGUGAAGGAGAGAAUCUUUGGAUCAAUGAUGCCAUGGCCUGGAAAGAACUUUAUCCAUGUCUAUCUUCGUAGAAAUCCUGAUCUUUAUGGACCAUUCUGGAUUUGCAUUACUUUUGUGUUUGCCAUUGCCAUAAGUGGAAACAUAUCCAACUUUUUGGUGCACUCAGGGAAACCAAACUAUCGGUACACCCCAGAAUUUCGAAAAGUGACCAUAGCAGCAACAGCAAUCUUCAGCUAUGCUUGGUUACUGCCUCUUGCCCUCUGGGGUUUGCUGCUGUGGAGAAGCAACAAGGUCAUGAGUUUGGUGUCCUACUCCUUUAUGGAGAUCGUCUGUGCCUAUGGAUAUUCCCUUUCAAUUUAUGUACCUGCAGUGGUCCUAUGGAUUCUCCCGUAUGAAUGGCUGAGGUGGUGCUCUAUUGUGGUAGCACUCUGCCUCUCCGGCUCAGUUCUGGUGAUGACGUUCUGGCCUGCAGUCAGGGAUGACCAUCCCAAAAUUAUCAUAGCAAUCAUGUCAGGCAUUGUGUUGCUCAACGUCCUGCUUGCUCUUGGUUGCAAGACUUAUUUUUUUAGCACACCAGAAGACUCUCAUCCGGAUGGCAAAUGAGGCGAUCAGAGCACUGUCUUAAACUUGAAAGCUUUGCAUUGUCUGAAGGUUCUCCUGUUGCCUUAUUAGAGAGAAUCAGGUUGCUCUGGGGAUGAAGUCAUUGCACGUCUGGAUUUCACCUGCGCUUGGACAUUCCAGCUUACCACCUUAAAACCCAGUGUGUAUUGCUGUGUAAAAAACACUAUUGGUUCAACUGCAUGACCUCUUGAAAAGAACACUGGUACCAAGUAUGUUAUUUCUCAUGGGAUGGGUUCUAAACUUACUUCAAGAUAAAUGGGGUGUUGUAUUACAGAGCACAUAAUUUUAGUUUGGUAGUUUUACACUUUAUAGCUCUUCUGCUAAAAAUAUGUAGAUGACCAGUCAGUGCAUUAAUGGUAGUGACAUCAGUGGCAUUUUACAUAUACAUUUUUGUAUACUUUCAGUGGGAACUGGCUAGUAUAACUUGUACCAAAUUUACUGUAUGAACUGCAGAAGCAGUAAUUGUUGUUUGUAUGAUAUUUUGAAAUUUUUAUGUAUACAUAGAACUGUUGUUUCCCUCCUAUGUAAACCGUAAGUGCCAAAGGCUCAUCUUACAUUUUUAAGGGAUUGUGUAACUAUUGUGAUUUUUUUUUUUUUUAUGACAACCUGCAUUUGCUUAAAAUGUAUGGAAUUUAUUAAGUCCAUUCUCUUUGAGUGUUUCAUGGAGAAAAAUAAAAAUUGGUUAUUGUGGUA